AUGAAGUUCCUCGCCACCAUCGCUCUCCUGGCCUCCGCCGUGGCCGCCGCUCCAGCUGAGAAGCUCUUCAACCUGAAGACCUCCGGCGCCGCCAACAGCACCCACAACGACCUGUACCUUUCCGUUGGCCGUGGUAUCAUCAACGACCCCCUCAAUAACGAGGCCCUCUUCGCCGGUGCCCCCGCCAAGCGCGCUGCCACUUUCUACGUCAACAACGGCACCAUCCGCUGGGAUAGCGGCGAUGCCUCCACCCCCUGGGCUCUGGAUCUGAUCAAGGUCAACGGCGUCCGCAAGGAGCGCGCCCAGGUCAGCGUCGACCCCACCACCGGAUCUAAGGGUUUCACCAUCGGUCCUAAGGGCUUGCAGGGCCCUGCCAACAGCUGGGGUGGAUGGUUGUGGUGCCCCGUCGACGCCGCCGCCGGCCAAUUCUACCCCAACCUGCACUACCUCAACAAGAACGUCUCUCUGCCCGCUGUGCCUACUGGCUGUGACAAGAUUAACUUGGAGGUUGUGCCUAAGUCCUCUGCUUAA
Penicillium arizonense is the source of this 531-nucleotide messenger RNA. RefSeq lists its product as uncharacterized. NCBI's taxonomy places the organism in Eukaryota, Fungi, Ascomycota, Eurotiomycetes, Eurotiales, Aspergillaceae. The record is from RefSeq and is a predicted model, not a curated record. The transcript is spliced from 3 exons. The coding region runs from base 1 to 531 and encodes 176 amino acids.